AUGUCUGAUAAACCAAAGGUAUACCAAGGUGUCCGCGUGAAGGCCACAGUCAGGGAGCUGCUGCAAAAGAGAAGGGCACUUCAGGCAAUGAAAACUGCAACGACAAACCAAUGCUUGUCUAGCCAGGAACCGUGUUAUGCUCCCCUUCCAGAUGUGUGGUCAGGAAACUCGAUCACAGUGAACAGCGUCCAGCCGCAGUACUUCAACGUCUGUAAUGACCAGAUGCAGACCUGCGAGUUUAAUGAUCAAGCAUUAAUUGACAUGAUACUCCAGGCAGAAGAUUUCACCAAUAGCAACUUUCCCCCUGCUUCCCAAUCGCUGCCGUGGUCACAUGAACAGUUCCCAUCAUACACCGAAAACAACUGCCAAAACUGGGCUCCCUCCUCUGGUUCAGAAUCACUGAAUCUGCCCAGUCCGGAUGAGAACACUUACUCGCCACCUCAGUGUUACGCCUCCUUUCCCUCGUCAUUGUGCUACAGCGACCCCACGCAGAUGGACUCUCCAGCAGUGCUACAGUUCGAACCAUUGGGCGAGUUCUCUGGAGAGCGAAAAGAGUCUCGACUACACAACGUGCAGCACGUCAGACUGGUGGCACAACUCAACCGUUGA
Messenger RNA from Megalops cyprinoides (Indo-Pacific tarpon), 609 nucleotides. RefSeq lists its product as uncharacterized. Bases 1 to 609 code for a protein of 202 amino acids. Gene Ontology annotation, molecular function: POU domain binding; DNA binding. NCBI's taxonomy places the organism in Eukaryota, Metazoa, Chordata, Actinopteri, Elopiformes, Megalopidae. The transcript is spliced from 6 exons. The record is from RefSeq and is a predicted model, not a curated record.